This is a messenger RNA of Sturnus vulgaris (Common starling), 4321 nucleotides long. The record is from RefSeq and is a predicted model, not a curated record. NCBI's taxonomy places the organism in Eukaryota, Metazoa, Chordata, Aves, Passeriformes, Sturnidae.
AUGCUGGACCCUUCCUCCAGCGAGGAGGAGUCCGAUGAGCUGCUGGAAGAGGAGCGGCGGGACGUGCUGGUGGCGGCGGGCGGCGGCUCGCCGCGCUCGCUGCCGCCGGCGCCCCGGGACUCGCGGGGCAGGGAGGCCGGGGCGGCGCGGGCAGCCAGCCCCAGCCCUUCGGUGCUGAGCGAGGGCCGGGAGGAGCAGGAGCGCCUACAGCGAGAGGAACGGGAGAAGCGGCUCCGGCUGCAGCUCUACGUGUUCAUCGCGAGGUGCAUCGCGCACCCCUUCAACGCCAAGCAGCCCACGGACAUGGCCCGCCGGCAGCAGAAGCUCAACAAGCAGCAGCUGCACGUACUGAAGGAACGUUUCCAGGCCUUUUUGAAUGGGGAGACUCAAAUUGUAGCAGAUGAAGCAUUUUGCAAUGCUGUGCGAAGUUACUAUGAGGUAUUUCUCAAGAGUGACCGGGUUGCAAGAAUGGUCCACAGUGGAGGAUGUUCUGCAAGUGACUUUAGAGAUGUUUUUAAGAAAAACAUAGAAAAGAGAGUCCGAAGUUUGCCAGAAAUUGAUGGAUUAAGCAAAGAGACAGUGUUAAGUUCUUGGCUAGCCAAAUACGAUGCCAUAUACAGGGGAGAAGAAGACUUUUGCAAACAGCCAAAUAGAAUGGCCUUAAGUGCUGUGUCAGAGCUGAUUCUGAGCAAGGAACAGCUUUAUGAAAUGUUUCAGCAGAUUCUAGGGAUCAAAAAAUUGGAGCACCAGUUGAUUUAUAAUGCCUGCCAAUUGGAUAAUGGAGAUGAGCAAGCAGCCCAGAUAAGACGUGAACUAGAUGGACGGCUACAACUGGCAGAACAAAUGGCAAGGGAAAGAAAAUUCCCAAAAUUUGUUACAAAGGAAAUGGAGAACAUGUACAUAGAAGAGUUGCGGUCUUCAGUGAAUUUGCUGAUGGCAAAUUUGGAAAGUCUACCAGUGUCUAAAGGUGGGCCAGAAUUCAAACUGCAGAAGUUAAAGCGGUCACAGAAUUCUGCAUUCUUGGACAUAGGAGAUGAAAAUGAAGUUCAGCUGUCAAAGUCUGAUGUGGUUCUCUCCUUCACAUUAGAGAUUGUUAUAAUGGAGGUACAAGGUUUAAAGUCAGUUGCUCCCAAUCGGAUUGUCUACUGCACCAUGGAAGUGGAAGGGGGUGAAAAGCUUCAGACAGACCAAGCAGAAGCUUCGAGGCCACAAUGGGGAACCCAAGGGGAUUUCACCACUACUCACCCUCGGCCUGUUGUCAAAGUAAAACUCUUUACAGAAAGCACUGGGGUGCUGGCACUUGAAGAUAAAGAACUGGGAAGAGUUGUGUUAUAUCCAACGUCCAAUAGCCCAAAGUCUCCUGAUCUGCAUAAAAUGAUAGUUCCCAAAAACAGCCAGGACAGUGACCUGAAAAUUAAACUGGCGGUGAGAAUGGAUAAACCACCUCACAUGAAGCACUGUGGGUACUUGUAUGCUCUAGGACAGAAGGUUUGGAAGCGGUGGAAAAAACGCUACUUUGUCCUUGUUCAGGUUAGCCAAUACACAUUUGCAAUGUGCAGUUACAGAGAAAAGAAGUCUGAGCCUCAGGAACUGAUGCAACUGGAAGGAUACACUGUGGAUUACACAGCUCCUCACACAGGUCUUCAGGGUGGACGAAUGUUUUUCAACGCUGUUAAAGAAGGCGAUACUGUGAUAUUUGCCAGUGACGAUGAGCAGGAUAGAAUACUCUGGGUUCAAGCUAUGUACAGAGCCACAGGUCAAUCUUACAAGCCUGUUCCUGCAAGUCAAGCUCAGAAGAUGAAUCUUAAAGGAGGCAAUGCCAACACAGAUAUAUCCCCACUUUAUACAGACCGUGGCCAGAAACAUGGCAUGGAUGAGUUUAUUUCUGCUAAUCCCUGCAAAUUUGACCAUGCUUCCCUCUUUAGACUGCUUCAGAGACAGACCUUGGAUCACAGAUUGAAUGACUCCUAUUCUUGUUUGGGCUGGUUUAGCCCAGGUCAGGUCUUCGUUUUGGAUGAAUACUGCGCUCGCUACGGGGUGAGAGGCUGUCACCGCCAUCUCUGCUAUCUUGAUGAACUGAUUGAAUAUUCAGAAAACGGUUCUGUCAUUGAUCCAACCUUGCUCCACUACAGCUUUGCAUUUUGUGCUUCUCAUGUUCAUGGUAACAGGCCAGAUGGAAUUGGAACAGUAUCUGUGGAAGAGAAAGAAAGGUUUGAGGAAAUUAAGGACAGACUUUCCUCCCUUCUAGAAAACCAAAUAAGCCAUUUCAGAUACUGUUUCCCAUUUGGACGUCCUGAAGGAGCUUUAAAAGCCACACUUUCAUUACUUGAAAGGGUUUUAAUGAAAGAUAUUGCCACUCCCAUACCAGCAGAAGAGGUGAAGAAAGUGGUUAGAAAAUGUCUGGAGAAGGCUGCCUUGAUCAAUUACACUCGACUUACAGAAUAUGCCAAAAUAGAAGAGACCAUGAAUCAAGCAACACCUGCAAGAAAACUGGAAGAGGUUCUUCACCUUGCAGAACUGUGUAUCGAAGUAUUGCAGCAAAAUGAAGAGCAUCAUUCAGAGGGAAGAGAGGCAUUCGCUUGGUGGCCAGAAUUGUUGGCUGAGCAUGCAGAGAAGUUUUUAUCUCUGUAUUCUGUUGAUAUGGAUUCAGCACUUGAGGCACAGCCGCAGGACUCCUGGGACAGCUUCCCACUUUUCCAGCUGCUGAAUAAUGCCCUCAGAAAUGACACACUUUUGUGCAAUGGAAAGUUUCACAAGCACUUGCAAGAAAUUUUUGUUCCCAUGGUUGUCCGCUACAUUGAUCUCAUGGAAUCAUCUAUUGCCCAGUCCAUUCACAGAGGUCUUGAACAAGAGUCAUGGCAACCUGUCAAGAGCAUCACCAACAGUCUUCCUAAUGUAGCUCUUCCAAAAGUUCCAAGUUUGCCUCUUAAUCUUCCACAAAUACCUAGCUUUACUACACCAACCUGGAUGACUUCUUUGUAUGACUCCACCAAUGGAUCAGCGACAUCUGAAGAUCUUUUCUGGAAACUGGAUGCUCUGCAGAUGUUUGUUUUUGAUCUUCACUGGCCAGAACCAGAAUUUGCCCACCAUUUAGAGCAGAGACUUAAACUCAUGGCCACUGACAUGAUUGAAGCCUGUGUUAAAAGAACAAGAAUUGCAUUUGAACUGAAGCUGCAAAAGGCAAACAAAUCAACAGACUUGCGUAUACCUUCUUGUCUGUGUACAAUGUUUAACGUCUUAGUUGACGCCAAGAAACAGACAGCUAAACUCUGCAUACUGGAUGGGGGCCAAGAGCAACAAUACCAUUCAAAAAUAGAUGACUUGAUUGAAGAAACAGUUAAAGAAAUUAUUUCACUUCUUGUUUCAAAGGUUGUUUCAGUGUUAGAAGGUGUGCUGUCUAAAUUGUCAAGAUAUGAUGAAGGUACUUUCUUCUCAUCAUUAGUUUCAUUCACUGUAAAAGCAGCUGCCAAAUAUGUUGAUGUUCCGAAACCAGGAAUGGAUCUAGCAGACACCUACAUUAUGUUUGUUCGGCAAAACCAGGAUAUCCUUCGAGAAAAGAUCAAUGAGGAAAUGUACAUAGAGAAGUUAUUUGAUCAAUGGUAUAGCAACUCCAUGAAAGCCAUAUGCGUGUGGUUGGCUGAUAGAUUAGACAUUCAGCUUCACAUCUACCAGCUGAAGACUCUCAUCAAGAUAGUGAAGAAAACCUACCGAGACUUCAGGUUGCAAGGCGUGAUGGAGGGGACGCUGAACAGUAAAACCUACGACACCGUGCACAGCCGCCUGACUGUAGAGGAAGCCACAGUCUCAGUCACAGAUGCGGGAGGACUUCAGGGCAUUACAAUGAAAGACAGUGAUGAGGAGGAAGGAUGAUGUUAUUUCACAAAGCAUUCAGAGCUGGGGGUGAUGGUCUGAGGGUGGGGUUUAUCUUUGCCUUGGGGUUUUUUGGUAACUUGUCCUUGUAAUUGCAUUAAUAGUUUUGCCUUAUGAUACCAGUGCAGAAAUGCAAUUUGCUCCAUUAAAAAAGAAAGUAAGAUUAUCAGAGGAAAAGUGCCAAGGACUUUUGAGAAUAAUGGUCGUAGCAUAUUUUUAUGUAUAGCUUUGCUUAGGGCUGCAAAAACACUGGCAUGGAGUUAGAGUUCCACUUGUGAUUACAUUUCUUUCCCUUCUGUUAGCUACCAUUCAUUCUUGUAUCUCCAUCUGAUAUCGAUGUCCUGUGCAGAAACAAGAUGUGUGUCUCACUUAAAACAGAGCUAUACAGGAAAUCAUCCUUGGAAUGAGUCAAUGCCCUAGGUAAAAAAAAAAAAAAAAAAAAAAAAAAAAA